CCUUGAUAAAGUUGUUGUCGUUGACGUGGCCGAUGGAUGCCGCCGCCAUAUUGGUAUUUUACCCAGAACAGUUUCCCAUGCAAUCCACGUUAAUAUAACUUUGCAUUUAGUCAUCGGAAGUAGAGAAAGAGACAUAGAUGGCUUUAAAGCUUCCUUAUUAUUUCUUGAUCCUUUUUUCUAUCUUUCAUCACACUGGAUGUGAUGAACACAAUCAUAUUUAUGACAAUACAGAUGAAGUGGUCGUAUGGAUGAACACAGUAGGGCCAUACCACAAUCGGCAGGAAACCUAUGAGUAUUUCUCAUUGCCCUUCUGUGGUGGCCCAAAAGAAAGCAUUAGUCAUUACCAUGAAACACUGGGUGAAGCCUUACUUGGUGUUGAAUUGCAGUUUAGUGGUCUUGACAUAGAUUUUAAAGCUGAAGUUACGAAAACAGAAUAUUGUACCGUAGAAUUAACAGAAGAAAAAUAUCAAGCAUUUGUUUAUGCUGUUAAAAAUCAUUACUGGUACCAGAUGUACAUUGAUGAUCUACCAGUUUGGGGUAUUGUUGGAGAGAUUGGUGAAGGUGGUGAAACCUAUUACAUCUGGACACACAAGAAGUUUGACAUUGGCUACAAUGGGAAACAAAUAGUUGAUGUAAACCUGACGAGCGAGUCAAAGGUGAAGCUUGAACCUAAGAUUAAGUUAACCUUCACUUACCAGGUAAAAUGGAUCCCAUCAUCCAUUAAGUUUGCAGAUAGGUUUGAUAAAUACUUGGAUCCCAGCUUUUUCCAACAUCGAAUUCAUUGGUUCAGUAUCUUCAAUUCUUUCAUGAUGGUGAUCUUUUUGGUUGGCCUUGUCAGUAUGAUCCUUAUGAGGACCUUACGUAAAGAUUAUGCUCGUUACAGCCGUGAAGAAGAUCUUGAUGACAUGGAGAAAGAUCUUGGUGAUGAGUAUGGUUGGAAACAGGUCCAUGGGGAUGUAUUCCGUCCAGCUUCCCAUCCAAUGUUGUUUUCAGCAUUGGUCGGCACAGGUUACCACAUAGGGGUCGUUGCUACUUGUGUUAUCUCGUUUGCCAUUUUGGGAGAACUUUACACUGAGCGAGGAUCUCUGCUGAGUACUGCUAUAUUUGUAUAUGCUGCCACAGCUCCUGUAAAUGGCUAUUUUGGUGGCAGUCUUUAUGCUCGUAUGGGAGGUAAAGUAUGGAUCAAGCAAAUGAUGCUUAGUGCCUUUCUCCUCCCUAUUUUGGUGUGUGGUACAGCCUUUUUCAUCAACUUCAUAGCCAUUUAUUACCAUGCAUCCAGAGCAAUUCCAUUUGGCACUAUGGUUGCUAUAACAUGCAUUUGCUUGUUUGUCAUUUUACCAUUGACUUUGGUCGGGACUGUUCUUGGGAGGAACUUAGCUGGACAGCCCAACUAUCCUUGCCGUAUCAAUGCUGUGCCGAGACCAAUUCCAGAGAAGAAAUGGUUUAUGGAACCAGCUGUGAUCAUUAUACUGGGUGGAGUUCUUCCGUUUGGUUCCAUCUUCAUUGAAAUGUACUUUAUCUUCACAUCAUUCUGGGCCUAUAAGAUCUAUUAUGUCUAUGGCUUUAUGUUACUGGUAUUUCUGAUCCUUGCCAUUGUUACCAUUUGUGUGACCAUUGUCUGUACAUAUUUCCUGCUCAAUGCUGAAGAUUAUCGAUGGCAGUGGACCAGUUUUCUGGCUGGGGCUUCUACAUCAAGUUAUGUUUAUCUCUACUCUUUUUACUAUUUCUUUUUCAAAACAAAGAUGUAUGGAUUGUUCCAGACAACUUUUUACUUUGGCUACAUGGCACUGUUCAGUUUAGCACUAGGGAUUAUGUGUGGUACAUUUGGGUAUAUAGGCACCAGUUAUUUUGUGAGAAAGAUCUAUUCUACUGUAAAAAUUGACUAAAGUGAUGUGGGCAGUGAAAGAAAGAAAUAAAACAAGUAAGAAUAUAGUAAAUAAAAAAAAAUGUCUUUGUGAUGGGACUCUUAGGAUCCACAAAGAUAUGUUGUAAAUAAGGCCACAAUGGCAGCAGCUACAGGCCAGCUGUAGCAGCUGUAGCAUCAUCCUCUCUUUGUCUCCCAACUCUGAAUUUUCAUUUUUUUUUUUUUU
Molecule: messenger RNA, 2090 nt
Organism: Octopus bimaculoides (California two-spot octopus)
Lineage: Eukaryota; Metazoa; Mollusca; Cephalopoda; Octopoda; Octopodidae
Product: transmembrane 9 superfamily member 3
Biological process (GO): protein localization to membrane
Cellular component (GO): membrane
Source: RefSeq, a predicted model, not a curated record